CCCGCCCCGGCUCGGGCCGCCGGAGGAGCGGGCGCUGAGGCUCCCGAGCUCGCGGCGGCGGCGGCGGGGAUGAUGUGGUUCUUUGCCCGGGACCCGGUCCGGGACUUUCCAUUCGAGCUCAUCCCGGAGCCCCCCGAGAACGGCCCGCCCGGACCCUGGGUCCUGCACCGCGGCCGCAAGAAGGCCACAGGCAGCCCGGUGUCUAUCUUUGUGUAUGAUGUGAAGCCAGGCGCCGAAGAGCAGACCCAGGUGGCCAAAGCUGCCUUCAAGCGCCUCAAAACUCUUCGGCACCCCAACAUUCUGGCCUACAUCGAUGGGCUGGAGACAGACAAAUGCCUCCACGUAGUGACAGAGGCUGUCACCCCACUGGGAAUGUACCUCAAGGCACGAGUAGAGGCUGGUGGCCUGAAGGAGCUGGAGCUCUCCUGGGGUCUACACCAGAUUGUGAAAGCCCUUAGCUUCCUGGUCAACGACUGCAGCCUCAUCCACAACAAUGUCUGCAUGGCAGCUGUGUUCGUGGACCGUGCUGGCGAGUGGAAGCUUGGGGGCCUGGACUACAUGUACUCGGCUCAGGGCAAUGGUGGGGGACCCCCCCACAAGGGGAUCCCUGAGCUCGAGCAGUAUGACCCCCCAGAGUUGGCUGAUGGCAGUGGCAGAGCAGUCAGAGAGAAGUGGUCAGCUGAUAUGUGGCGCUUGGGCUGCCUCAUUUGGGAAGUCUUCAACGGGCCCCUACCUCGGGCAGCUGCUCUGCGCAACCCUGGAAAGGUCCCCAAAUCGCUGGUGCCCCACUACUGUGAGCUGGUUGGAGCCAACCCCAAGGUGCGCCCCAAUCCAGCCCGUUUCCUGCAGAACUGCCGGGCGCCUGGUGGCUUCAUGAACAACCGCUUUGUGGAGACCAAUCUCUUCCUGGAAGAGAUUCAGAUCAAAGAGCCAGCUGAGAAGCAAAAGUUCUUCCAAGAACUGAGCAAGAGCCUAGACUCAUUCCCUGAAGAUUUCUGCCGGCACAAGGUACUGCCCCAGCUGCUGACUGCCUUCGAGUUCGGCAAUGCGGGGGCUGUUGUCCUCACGCCCCUCUUCAAGGUGGGCAAGUUCCUUUGCGCUGAGGAGUAUCAGCAGAAGAUCAUUCCUGUUGUGGUGAAGAUGUUCUCAUCUACCGACCGGGCCAUGCGCAUCCGCCUCCUGCAGCAGAUGGAGCAGUUCAUCCAAUACCUUGAUGAGCCAACAGUUAACACCCAGAUCUUUCCCCACGUCGUGCAUGGCUUCCUGGACACCAACCCUGCCAUCCGCGAGCAGACCGUCAAGUCCAUGCUGCUCCUAGCCCCGAAGCUGAAUGAGGCCAACCUCAAUGUGGAGCUGAUGAAGCACUUUGCACGGCUGCAGGCCAAGGAUGAACAGGGUCCCAUCCGCUGCAACACUACUGUCUGUCUGGGAAAAAUUGGCUCCUACCUCAGUGCCAGCACCAGACACAGGGUCCUCACUUCCGCCUUCAGCCGGGCCACUAAGGACCCGUUUGCACCAUCUCGGGUAGCGGGUGUCCUGGGCUUCGCUGCCACCCACAACCUCUAUUCAAUGAACGACUGUGCCCACAAGAUCCUGCCUCUGCUCUGCAGCCUCACUGUGGAUCCUGAGAAAUCUGUGCGGGACCAGGCCUUCAAGGCCAUUCGAAGCUUCUUGUCCAAACUGGAAUCUGUAUCAGAGGACCCCACCCAGCUGGCCGAAGUGGAGAAGGAUGUCCACGCAGCCUCCAGCCCUGGAAUGGGGGGAGCCGCAGCUAGCUGGGCAGGCUGGGCCGUGACUGGGGUCUCCUCACUCACCUCUAAACUGAUCCGUGCACACCCCACGGCUGCCCCGGCUGAGACCAACAUGCCCCAGAGACCCACGCCCGAGGGACUGCCUGCCCCAGCCCCUCCCCCUGCCCCUGCUGCAUCCACAACCUCAGGCCACGGGGAGAAACAAGAGGAGGACAAGGACACAGCAGAGGACAGCAUUGCUGCUGACAGAUGGGACGAUGAAGACUGGGGCAGCUUGGAACAGGAAGCAGAGUCUGUGUUGGCGCCACAGGAUGACUGGGGAACUGGGGGCCAGGCCAGCCAUGCUGGACAGGUGAGCCAGACCAACAACCCAAACCACAAAUCCCUGGAGUCAGACUGGAGCAGCUGGGAAGCCGAGGGCUCCUGGGAUCAGGGCUGGCAGGAGCCAAGCCCCCCAGAGCCAGUCCCAGAGGGCACACGGCUAGCCAGCGAAUAUAACUGGGGUGGCCUGGAGCCUAGUGACAAAGGCGACCCCUUUGCUGCCCUGUCAGCGUGUCGGGAGGCUGGUGCACAGCAGAGAUCAGCCUCCUGGGGCGAUGACAACUGGGAGGGCUUGGAGACCGAGAGCCGGCAGGCGAAGGCCGAGCUGGCCCGGAAGAAGCGUGAGGAGCGUCGGCGGGAGAUGGAAGCCAAACGCGCUGAGAAGAAGGUGGCCAGGGGUCCCAUGAAAUUGGGAACCCGGAAGCUGGACUGAACUGCUAGUGUGGGUACUUCCUGCCGGAGAGUGGGCCCCACGGAUGUAUUUAUUGUACAAAUCAUGCGAGCCGGCCGGGCGGCCUGGCACAUCACACGUGUACAUAAUCAGAGCCACAAUAAAUUUUAUUUCACA
Manis javanica (Malayan pangolin) is the source of this 2640-nucleotide messenger RNA. It is a transcript of the gene SCYL1, whose product is annotated as SCY1 like pseudokinase 1. Lineage: Eukaryota; Metazoa; Chordata; Mammalia; Pholidota; Manidae. Gene Ontology annotation, biological process: protein phosphorylation. The record is from RefSeq and is a predicted model, not a curated record. Gene Ontology annotation, molecular function: ATP binding; protein kinase activity.